Messenger RNA from Closterium sp. Yama58-4, 1677 nucleotides. Lineage: Eukaryota; Viridiplantae; Streptophyta; Zygnematophyceae; Desmidiales; Closteriaceae. The record is from the annotation of a GenBank genome assembly.
AUGAAUCCCGCACCGUUGGGUCGAGUCGCGAACCGGCCGGCAGCGCUGGGUCGCGUGGGGCGAAUCCGGCUGCUGCUGGUGGCUCUGGGCGGCGCGAUGCUCCUCUCCGGCCUCCGAUUCGUCAAUCGCACGACCAACCUCGUCGCGCCUGCCAGCGACGAAUUCGCGAAUUUUACGAGUUUUGGCGAGCGGUUGCGCGACGAUUCUUCGCGACCCGCGUCGUUGUCGUCGCCAGUCGCGUCCUCUUCCUCCUCCACUAAUAUCCCUUCCGAUACUAGCACAUCUUCCUCGUCCUCGUCCUCCCCCACCUCGUUACUCAACACGCCCUCGUUACAGUCACAACCAACCGCAGCCGUUCCAACCACUCCGAAUUCCUCUCAACCAGAUCAAUUCCCAGCCGUCCGAUCGCCAGAAAACGGCUUCCAGAUCCCAGGAAUGGCAGUCCGCCCUCCUCCGUCAAAAGAUAACACACAAGACGCCGGUAGCAACCAGGGUGGUAACCAGAGUGGUAACCCGACUGGUAACCAGGCCGAAACGGCAGAGGACCCGGUAUUGGCGCUGCAGCGGGCGGUGAAGCCAGAGGGAAUCAAGUGGCCGCUGCUGGCCGUCACGCCCACACACGCGCGCGCCAUGCAGGUGGUCUACUUCAUCCGCCUGGCUGCCUAUCUGCGCUCGCUGGGACCCUUGGUGCUCUGGAUUGUCAUAGAGGCGCCUCUUAAGACAGAGGAGACGGCGGAGCUGCUGAGGCAGCACGCGGGGGCGUGCCUGCCAGCUGGCGAGCCGAGCUGUCGGCGAAUCAACUACGUCCACCUGGAGACCCGCCGGAUGGAGACAUCAAAGUGGAACAAGGCAGUGCUGCAGCGCAACGCCGCGCUCGACUUCAUUCAGGAGAGGCGCAUUCAGGGCGUCGUUUACUUCAUGGAUGAUGACAAUGCGUACCUCCCUCAGCUAUUCCUUGAGUUUCAGAGCAUCCAGAACGUGGGUGUUUUCCCUGUCGGCUUUCUCUACCCGGACGAGUACUCGAGGCGAAACAGGCAUAUACACCACACGCCCAUGGUAGAGAGGCCGCUUGUAAGGAGGACGGAGAACGGGAGCCUGCAGGUGUACGGGUGGGAGACGUUCGAGUGGUUCAUUUCAAUGGCAAAGAGGAAAUUCAACGUUGACAUGGGGGGAUUCGCGUUCCGCUCUGAGCUGCUCUGGCAGAAUCGCACAGACCUGCCGGGCUACCCGCACCACCCGCUGCGAUUCGAAGCCAGCUGGCAAGGCCAAUUGGAAGCCACGUUUUUAAGCCGAUUGGUUCCGGAUGCGAGCCAUUUGGAGCCGCUAGCAAAUGGAUGCACGCAAGUGCUGGUGUGGCACCUUCAUGUGGAGGCGAGUCGGCAACACAUGUACCCCAUUGGCUGGAGAGUGCCUCAGCCUGUUGACCUUGAGCCUGCAGAUGAAUAUGACACAUGGCGCACGAGCAAGAAGAGCUCUGUUUUUGAACCUGGUCAGAUGUGGGAUGUUGGAGCAAUGGUGCUAGGAGGCGUCGUUCCAGGGGUAGUACUUGUGAAGUGCGUGGCUGCUGUGGGAGCCAUCGCGUUCUCGUCAUGGUGUGCCGUGGUGGUCGUGGUUGCUGCUGGCCUCCAGCAAAUACACAGUUUUGACGCUGACGGCUACGCUCAGCAAGAUUACUAG